UCUUUUUUGCCGGCACGCGUUUGUAUUGAGAUUGGGUUUGAUAUUUUCUGAUUUAAUAUUUGGGUCGGCAAUCAUGUUUCCACAACGAAGUUCGGUAACUUACCAAACGCCGGCUACUCACCAACCGCCACCGGCCAAGGAGCUGGCUGGCAACCUGGACUAUCCGAAUCUGAACGUGGCCGACAUGAAUGCGCGCCUGGAGGAUUUAUCGCCUCGUCUACACGACUGUUUCGACAGCAUAUCCAUAAAUGAGCUGCAACAUGUGGCGCUGGCCACUAAUCAUCGCGACGGUGUCCAGUGGUGGGGCAUGCUCUUUGGCUACAGCCGAACUGAUCACAUGUCGGUGGACAAUGCUGAUUUCAAGCUGCAAUGCGAAUAUACCGUUAAUAUAUUGCGCUACGCGGAUGACAAUGUGCUGCUGGUGGCCCUGGGUGAUGCCCGUCUCCAAGCCUGGUCGACGUACUCCUCGGUGCGGAAUCCCAACUCGCCGUAUUGUUUGUUUCUCGUCGGUGAGGAUGCGGCGCACAAGGCGCCCAUAAACCAGCUGUGCGUUUUCAAGUCGCGACCACAGCAAGCGGUCUCCACCUGCCUGAAUAAUACACUCAAUGUCUGGGAUCUGUCCGGCGCUGAUUUGCGUAGCAUGUAUCGCGCAAGCGCAGCUCAUACAAAUAAAUUAACUGGCUUGGCCACAUCGGCCACAAGUGCCGCACAGCUCAUCACCUGCGAUCGUGGUGGGUGUGCGCGUAUCUGGGAUUUGCGUGCCACGUCGCCCGCUUCCAGUUGCCUCUAUGAUGACAAGACACAUAUGCUCAGUUUCAGUUGCGCCGCUUGGUCAACACCUAGUGAGCUUCAGGGCGACAAUUACAUUUAUCUGGGCGACUACGAUGGCAAUGUGCAUACAGUGGAUAUACGUGUGCCACGCAAGCUGCAGCAAACAGAUGCCUACUUCAAUGUGGGGCAUGUGUCGCAGCUGCUCGUGAAUGGCUCCCAUUUGGCAACCAUGAGUAACCAGCCCGCUGGGGUUAGGAUUGUCAAAGUGGCUGGCAACAAGCACGAAUUUCUUUACAGCAACGAGAAUCCCCACACACGCCUCACGGAUGCAGUUUGGCGAGAUGAGAAAACACUGCUGACCAUUGGACACGGCCGCAAAUUGGCCACGCACAAGCUGUAGAAUACAAUAUUUAUAACUGCAUAUAUUUCUGUUUUUUUUUUUCAACAUUUCUGCCCUUUUUUAGUCUACAUAAAAUAAAUACAUAUUCUUAAAAAAAAUUGUACUAAGUAUUUUUAAAAAAUGCCUUGUAUGAAAUAUAUAUAUAUUUUUUUGUUCAGAGACAACAAAGUUGUAUAAGUUUUAAGUUAAGGAUUGUUUUGAUCCAUAGAAGUGUUUGCAUUUACGUUUAUAAAUAUAUCUAAACCUGGCAGGCAAC
This is a messenger RNA of Drosophila grimshawi, 1427 nucleotides long. Its product is annotated as protein valois. The coding region runs from base 74 to 1171 and encodes 365 amino acids. Gene Ontology annotation, biological process: oocyte axis specification. NCBI's taxonomy places the organism in Eukaryota, Metazoa, Arthropoda, Insecta, Diptera, Drosophilidae. Gene Ontology annotation, cellular component: methylosome. The transcript has 3 exons. Gene Ontology annotation, molecular function: protein binding. The record is from RefSeq and is a predicted model, not a curated record.